Molecule: messenger RNA, 639 nt
Organism: Fraxinus pennsylvanica
Lineage: Eukaryota; Viridiplantae; Streptophyta; Magnoliopsida; Lamiales; Oleaceae
Source: the annotation of a GenBank genome assembly
AUGGCAGCGUCUGAUAAUCUUCUUACCGUUGAACAGCAGCCAUGGAGGUUAGGUCUGGGAAUGGCGGAUGGUUGGAUAUCUGAUUUCUUCACCAAAGAAACAGAGACCCUAACAAAAGCUUUAACGAAAUCGUAUACAAAUUCCUCUCCAAUCGACUGCACAUCGACCGAAAUGAUCGAGUCAUUACCGUCUCAAGCGCCGACCCCUUCCGGCGGUUCAGAGAAUGAAGUUCCUUUUUCCAAACGCCGCAGCGUUGCUCCAACUGGGAGAAUCACCAAACGUAAAUCGCGUGCAUCGAAGCGCGCUAUGACGACAUUUAUUACGGCGGAUCCAGCGAAUUUCAGGCAAAUGGUACAGCAGGUGACCGGCGUAAGAUUCGGUGGCGAUUUAAAUGGAUUUGUACCGGUUUCGCCGGUGUUGAAUCCCGAUCCGCAGAGGCCAAACUACAUGUUUCAAACGGGUUGUACCUUGCCCACUCUUGACACUUCAUCUUAUUAUCUGCUGGACCAGCAAGUGGUUCAGCCGCCAGUAAUUAAUGUUCCUCCGCCUUCCACGGCGGUGGCUGACGGCGGCGUAGCUGGUUUUAGCUUCGACACUUUUAGUAGUUUUCCCACCCUUGAGUCAUGGCAAGUUAUGUAA